CCCUCGGGUGGCUGUCUUGCGACUCUUUUUUUUUUUUUCCACUUGUGCUUUCUGCCCUCAGGUUUCGUCUUACAUACUGGGGCUAGGUAAUGGAAAUAGAGAGUGUGUAGGCCUGCCUACUUUGGCUACCCGGGUGCCAUGUAUGUAUGCACAUACAAUGCCUACUUAGUCCACACGGUAUAACUGCUCUGGAGCGCAUCAUCGUGGGCGUAAUGCCAGUAGCAUUGGCAGACGGAUAACGUCAACGCUUUCUCCUCGCUUCACGCGCCAUUAUUGCUCAACCCGGUCUGUGCCGAAGUGUGUAUGCCCUUCUACCAAGGCUUUCUAUUUAGACGCCUUUGCCAUCUUGGCUUUCCCAAUCCUCUCCCUCCCUCUCCCUACCCGACUGGGACUACUCUAAACAAACUUUACUUGACUUGCAUGCCUGCAUACACACGCUGAACCUCCGUCUUAAUAUAUUCCUGGCCCCAAUCAAGUCGUCGCAGACUCCAGACGUUGGAGGCUGCCAACCCCACGCAUUCUCAUCGACCUGAGACACCGAUCCGCCUGGCGCUUGGGUCGCCUCCAGCAUCUGCUUCUCCACAGCACCCAGCACCAGCUCCACCCGAACUCCGCCAUCUGCUGUUUCUGAGAGAAACUCGGCGUAAAUUCACCUACUGCCGCCGCGACAAAACCUAUCCUCCUACACCCAUCUCUUUCUCUUCCCUUUCCCUCGACCUCGACGCCCUCCAAGACCCCCGUUCCUUGCUCGCGUACAGGUGACGCAUCGCCAAUCCCCCCCCCCAAUAUAUUAUUAUACAUGCACACAUACCCGCAGGAACAGGAAUAGGACUCUUUGCCCAGCCCAGGUACCGGGGAGGAAGCUAUCGACGACCCACCCAUUAUCUCCGCUAGCCCGCCGCCGCCUUGCCAACCCUCCAACGCCCACCCACAACACAACGCCUGCUCCUGUCUACCUCAUUUACCUACCUACUUGCACCUCUCUCCUCUCCUCCCUCAACCUCCCCCUCCUAUUGCACCACCACCACCGCAACCCCCUUACACACGUCACAAUGCCUCUCCGCUCACGUCUGCGUCGCGCCUUCACCCGCACAAACUCCACCGAAGACUCCAAUGCCCCUAGCAAACCACAUGGCUUCCACCGCCCCAGAAAAACAAAAACCGACCCCUUGGUCUACCAGCCCGGCGAGAAGAUGCCCCCUCUGAAAUACCGCCGCCCUGUCGCUCCCGAGCACAAGGCCCUCCUCGAAUCCUUCAGUUGGGAUAAGGCAUGGCGCCAUCGGAGCGAGACCAGUCUCUACAGCCCAAUGGGCAGUCGCAUUCCCAGUCGCAAGAGCAGUUACCGCUCGUUUUCCCGCAGGAGUAUGCAUCGUCGGAGCAUGAGCCGGUCGCGCGGCGGUGAUGACGGAAGUGCCGUCGAUAGUGGCGUGGGUGCCAGUCUCUCGGAUGAGCGUCCCGAGCGGUUACGCGAGGGCAGCGACGAGGAGGGCGAUGUCACAAAUGCCCAACCGACUGAUUGUCCUCGCGCUGUAGUUGGUCUAUCCCGCAAUCCUACAGAAGACCCAAAGCGUCCGCGCCGUAAAUCUUCCUCCAUCCACGAGUCCGUGAAGCCCAGCACCUCACGCCCGCCCACGUCCGAUCGCAACAGGCGUCCAUCGUCCUCGAAACGCGAGCGCGACGCACCCUUCUCACCCGAGGACCUCGAACUUGCACUCAAGAAAUCAAAUCUGGAAGCCACCAAGGAGGAGUCUGAACACAGCAAAGCCGCGACACCAAAAGCUGUGGAGGAGAACGAUGCUACAAUCAAGGCCGUCCCCGCUCCCGUUGCCCAACCACCACAAGCACCCGAAUCCGAGAAGAUGGAGGAGCACACUGAUAGCGUCACCGGUAUUCUAUACACGGAUUAUGAAGACUGCGACGACGAAUACGAUGAACAUGACGACGACGAUGACGACGACAGCGAGCACUGGCGCAUGGACUACGAGCGGGAACCGAGGCCCCGAGAACGCAUGAUCAGCUUCACCUCAAGUAGCCGGCAAUCAUUCGCGAAGCCGCUGCCAAGCAUGCUCGAUGUGUAA
Periconia digitata is the source of this 2078-nucleotide messenger RNA. The record is from the annotation of a GenBank genome assembly. NCBI's taxonomy places the organism in Eukaryota, Fungi, Ascomycota, Dothideomycetes, Pleosporales, Periconiaceae.